AUGUUGUCCACCACCAGCAUGGGCAUGAUAUCCAGAUUCGCCGCCUUCACCACCCUAAUUACCGUGGCAAAAGCCUGGCUUCCAGAAGAGAACAAAUCAAUCACCUCAAAAGAUGGCACAAAUCUCUUCAAGUCCUCUAACGGCAAAAUCCGUGGUGUAAACCUUGGCUCCCAAUUCAUCUUCGAACCCUGGAUUGCCCACAAUGCCUGGAACGAAAUGGGCUGUGACGGACAGAAAUCGGAAUUCGACUGCGUUUCCUCACUCGGCCAAGACGCCGCGAAUACUGCUUUCGCCAAACACUGGAAGUCAUGGACUACCCAAGAUGAUAUUGACGAAAUCGUGAACUACGACUUGAACACUAUCCGUGUGCCGGUUGGUUACUGGCUGAACGAGGACCUGGUUGACACGAGCAGCGAACGUUUCCCGCAGGGUGGACUUGAUCAGGUGAAGAAACUGUGUGGGUGGGCUAGUGACAAGGGGCUGUAUAUUAUUAUGGAUUUGCAUGGCGCGCCCGGUGCUCAGACAGCGAAUAAUUCAUUCACUGGGCAGUAUGUUUCUGAGACUGGGUUCUAUACGGAUUACAACUAUGAGCGGGCGCUUAAAUGGCUCGAGUGGAUGGUUGAUCUUGUCCAUCAGACCGAUGAGAUGAGGAAUGUGGGGAUGUUGGAGAUUGUUAAUGAGCCCGUUCGGAAUAAGGGGAAGGCUUUAUCCAUGCGGUCGAAGUAUUACCCACAGGCCGUUGAGCGUAUACGCGCCGCUGAGAAGAAACUUUCAAUCCACCCGAACGACUACCUCCAUAUUCAGACAAUGGAUAAGUCCUGGGGUUCGGGUGAUCCAAACGAGUAUCUCGACGACUUGACAUACAUGGCCUAUGAUGAUCACCGCUACUUGAAAUGGGAUACAAGCGUUGACCCCACGCAUGAUAACUACAUUAGCACAUCCUGCGGCGAUAAGCGUGAUAGUAACUUCCCUAAUAUCAUUGGCGAAUGGAGUCUUGCUGUCUCGGAUACUGUCGCGAGAUCCUCCAAUUGGGAUCCCAGUUCGAAUACCGACUUUUAUGGAAAGUGGUUUGCGGCGCAGGUUCAUGCUUAUGAGCAGCAGCAAGGAUGGGUCUUUUGGACUUGGAAGGCACAGCUGAAUGAUUACCGAUGGUCCUACCAGGAUGCUGUCAAGGCUGGUGUUAUUCCCAAGGAUUUGAACAACUUGAAGAGUGUUUGCUGA
Molecule: messenger RNA, 1221 nt
Organism: Penicillium expansum
Lineage: Eukaryota; Fungi; Ascomycota; Eurotiomycetes; Eurotiales; Aspergillaceae
Product: glycoside hydrolase family 5 protein
Exons: 3
Coding region: 1-1221 (406 amino acids)
Biological process (GO): glucan catabolic process
Cellular component (GO): cell surface; extracellular region
Molecular function (GO): beta-glucosidase activity
Source: RefSeq, a predicted model, not a curated record